AUAUCAGACAGUACUAUCCCAAAAGAAGAGACAGACAGACAGACAGACAGAGAGAGAUGGAAAGUGAUAACACAAAGGAUCUAUACAAAGAAUGCCUGAGAAAUCAUGCCGCCAGCCUCGGCAGCUAUGCCACCGACGGAUGUGGGGAAUUUACUCUUGACGACACUUCACCUUCAUCCCUCCAAUGUGCUGCGUGCGGCUGCCACCGCAAUUUCCACCGCAAGGUGACAUACAGCAGUAGCAGGAGUCGCAACAUCCACCCUCCAGAGACGACAGUGAUGGAGUUGAUGGACUACGCCGAUGCGGGCAGGAGGCUGCCGCCAAUGGUGGUUGAGUCUGCAGGAGAAGGGGAAAGAAGCGGUGGAAAGAGCAAGCGGUUCAGGACAAAGUUUACAGUAGAGCAGAAAGAGAAGAUGCUGGCAUUUGCAGAAAAGUUAAGAUGGAAGUUGCAGAGAAAAGAUGAGGAAGAUGAAGUUGAGAGGUUUUGUAGAGGAGUUGGAGUGAGUAGACAGGUUUUUAAAGUUUGGAUGCAUAAUCAUAAGAACUCUACCUCUUCUUCUUCUGCCUCUACUGGAAAUGCAUCUUCCCUAACCACUCAGUGACACCAAGAUGAGACUUUUAGUUUUAUUUUUGUUUACUUUCAUUGUUUCUUUCUUUUAAUGUUUGGAUGUAAUUCUAUCCUCUUGUUUCUUUUUCUAAGCCAGACUAUUGCUAAUUUCUGGGUACUACUUUGCAUGGAUUUACUAAUUUUUAAACCAAAAAUUAAUUUAAGUGAAUAUAUAUGCAUGUUCAUGCUGAUUACUCUU
Molecule: messenger RNA, 806 nt
Organism: Ricinus communis (castor bean)
Lineage: Eukaryota; Viridiplantae; Streptophyta; Magnoliopsida; Malpighiales; Euphorbiaceae
Product: zinc-finger homeodomain protein 2-like
Exons: 1
Coding region: 57-602 (181 amino acids)
Biological process (GO): regulation of developmental process; regulation of DNA-templated transcription
Cellular component (GO): nucleus
Molecular function (GO): DNA-binding transcription factor activity; transcription cis-regulatory region binding
Source: RefSeq, a predicted model, not a curated record